AUGAUGAUAAAGUUCUACCAGCAUUGUCUCGCAUUGGCAUUUGCUGUAAAUGAAAUCAACAAGAAUCCCAAAAUAUUGCCAAAUCUCACUCUUGGGUUCCACAUCUUGGACAGCUACUAUGAUGCAAGGAUGACCUAUCAUAGCACCAUGGACCUGUUCUUCAGAGCACAAAGAUUCGUCCUCAACUACAAAUGCAAGAGCCAGAAAAAAAUAAUCACAAUCAUUGGGGGACUCAGCUCUGAGGUAUCCUACCGUGUAGAAGAAAUUUUAAGUCUCUACAAAAUUCCACAGCUUCACCCAUUUCUUCAAGGCAUUUCAUUUAACAACUCGGCUGGAGAAAAAGUGUCUUUUAAUGAGAACAUGGAAGUGGAGUCUGGUUUUGAUAUAACGAACCUGGUCACAUUCCCAAACAAAUCUUUCCUUCGAGUGAAAGUUGGACAUUUAGAAACUGAUUGUUUGGAAUGCAACAAAUUAGUUAUUCGUGAAGAUCUAAUUGUGUGGCAAAGGAAUUUUAGCCAGGUGCCGCCUGUUUCUGUAUGUAAUGACUACUGUCCCCCUGGUUACCUGAUGAAAAAGAAGAAAGGGGAGAAAUUUUGCUGCUAUGACUGUGCUCCUUGCCCAAAAGGGAAAAUUUCAGACCAAAAGGGCAUGGAUGACUGUUUCAAAUGCCCAGAUGAUCAAUAUCCAAGCAAAAAUCAAGAUCAUUGUAUUCCCAAGAGGAUAACCUUUCUAUCUUAUGGAGAACCUCUAGGGAUUGGUUUAGCCUUGGUAGCAGGCUGUUUCUCCUUCAUCACAGCUUUUGUACUUGUAAUUUUUAUUAAACAUAAAGAUACACCAGUAGUCAAAGCCAACAACAGGGAUAUUACAUACCUUCUGCUCAUCUCCCUUCUCUUUUGCUUUCUCUGCUGUUUCCUGUUUCUAGGGCAACCAAGGAAGGUGACCUGCUUCCCCCGUCAAUCAUCGUUUGCCAUUAUCUUCUCAGUGGCUGUUUCUUGUGUCUUGGCCAAAACCAUCACUGUGGUUUUUGCUUUUAUGGCCACAAAACCAGGGUCCAGUAUGAGGAAGUGGGUGGGGAAAAGAAUGAGCAACUCCAUUAUCCUUUCCUGCUCACUUACUCAAGCAGGCAUUUGUACAGCAUGGCUAGGAAUCUUUCCCCCUUUCCCUCAGUUGGACACACGUUCAUUGAAGGAAGAGAUCAUAGCAGAAUGUAAUGAAGGGUCUGUGACCAUGUUUUAUAUUGUUCUGGGCUACAUAGGACUUUUAUCUCUUGUAAGCUUAACUGUGGCAUUCCUAGCCAGGAAGCUGCCAGACAGUUUUAAUGAAGCCAAGUUCAUCACCUUCAGCAUGUUGGUGUUUUGUAGUGUCUGGGUGUCCUUUAUUCCAACUUAUCUGAGCACCAAAGGAAAAUACCUGGUGGCCGUGGAGAUCUUCUCUAUCUUAGCCUCCAGCGCAGGGUUACUGGUCUGUAUCUUUUGCCCCAAAUGUUACAUCAUUCUUCUGAAGCCUGAGCUAAACAAGAAAGAGCAAUUAUUUAGGAGAAAGGAUUAA
Heteronotia binoei (common prickly gecko) is the source of this 1548-nucleotide messenger RNA. RefSeq names its product vomeronasal type-2 receptor 26-like. NCBI's taxonomy places the organism in Eukaryota, Metazoa, Chordata, Lepidosauria, Squamata, Gekkonidae. Gene Ontology annotation, biological process: G protein-coupled receptor signaling pathway. Gene Ontology annotation, molecular function: G protein-coupled receptor activity. Gene Ontology annotation, cellular component: membrane. Bases 1 to 1548 code for a protein of 515 amino acids. The record is from RefSeq and is a predicted model, not a curated record. The transcript is spliced from 4 exons.